AUGUCUUGGCUCUUUGGCUAUUCGAAACCACAAAAUUCAGGAAGCGGAGGUGAGGGAGGUAUUCCCCCACCUCCUCCCCAGCCUCCCAGUAAAGAUGAUAAGAAGAAAAUUGAAGAAGCAAUAUCAGGGUUCAAAUUCGACUCUGCAGCUCUUGAGAGAGCUGCAAAAGCUGCUCGAGAAUUAGAAAAAUCUAAACAUGCAAAGGAGGCAUUUGAACUCGCUCGUAUGAAUGAACACACUCAGCAAUUGGAAUAUCAAUCGAAAAUCAAGGAAUAUGAAGCUGGUCUCGAGCAGUUGAAGAUCCAGCAAAUUCGAAUUCAACAGGAAGAACGCCGAAAGACUCUGGAAGAAGAAGCGAGGAUUCAAAAGCAUCGAGUUGAAUAUCAGGAUAUGUUGGCCAGGAAGAGACAAGAGGAUCAGUUGGCCCAACAGGCCCGAAUGCACGAAGAAACUCUUCGAAAACAGGAAGAAUCCGUUCAGAAACAGGAGGCUCUUAGAAGGCAGACGAUUGAAUAUGAGGCCAAUUUGCGCCAUCAAAAUGAGCUGAAACAAAUUGAAGCCCGACUACGUGGAGAAGCUCAAGUUGAACGUGAAAAUCGUCAGAUUCGACUAGAACGAUCACGAGUUGAAGCAAGAGAACAUCGUGAAACAGUUCUGCAAUCAAUUCAAACCGCCGGUUCAGUUAUUGGAGCUGGACUCGAUGCAUUCUUAGUUGAUAAAAAUAAGGUCUUCACAGCUGUUGGUGCUGCAACUGUAUUGGCUGGUGGUAUCUAUGCUGCCAAAUUCGGCAUGGGGACCAUGGCCCGUUUCAUUGAAUCGCGUAUUGGAAAACCUAAGCUUGUUCGAGAAACUUCCCGAUUGAAUACUGUUGAUCUACUUAGACAUCCUAUUAAGCCAACACUCGAGGCCCAUUUGCGAAAGAUUGCUAUUGCAACUCGGCACACGAAGGCCAAUAAGGGCUUCUAUCGCAAUGUGCUUAUGGCUGGCCCUCCGGGUACUGGUAAAACUAUGUUCGCUAAGAGUUUGGCUACGCAUUCUGGUCUCGACUAUGCCAUUAUGACGGGAGGUGAUAUUGCACCGUUAGGUGGGGAUGGUGUCACUGCAGUUCACAAGGUCUUCAACUGGGCCAAAACAAGCCGCAAGGGUGUCUUAUUGUUUGUGGAUGAAGCGGACGCAUUCCUACGAAAACGAGAGCAGGAGAGAAUUUCUGAGGGUAUGCGGGCUACUUUGAAUGCUUUCCUUUAUCGAACUGGUGAACAAUCUCAAAAGUAA
Messenger RNA from Rodentolepis nana, 1272 nucleotides. NCBI's taxonomy places the organism in Eukaryota, Metazoa, Platyhelminthes, Cestoda, Cyclophyllidea, Hymenolepididae. The record is from the annotation of a GenBank genome assembly.